Messenger RNA from Pocillopora damicornis (cauliflower coral), 351 nucleotides. Its product is annotated as sulfotransferase 1C2. The record is from RefSeq and is a predicted model, not a curated record. Gene Ontology annotation, molecular function: sulfotransferase activity. NCBI's taxonomy places the organism in Eukaryota, Metazoa, Cnidaria, Anthozoa, Scleractinia, Pocilloporidae.
AUGGUUCCCAAUUUUGCGUUCAAGCAGAAUCUCCAUGUCCAAGUAGACCUCAGGUACAAUUUGUGCAUUCAUGAUCUCCUGUCCAAUGUUCGUAUAAUUGCUGAUUUCCUUAACAAGCCUCUGCCAGAUGAUCUCACCAAUCUCAUUGCCGAGCAGUGCACUUUUAAAGGAAUGAUGAAGAAUGUUCAAAGUUACUUGUUACGUGGCAAGGAAGAUGGUCCAAAGCUUCUCCAGAAGGGUGUGGUUGGUAACUGGAAGGAACACUUCACCCCAGAGUUAAACGAGAGAUUUGAGAAGGAAGUAAUGGCAAAAUUGAAAGGAUCUGGACUUGAGUUGGACUUUGAACUGUGA